Molecule: messenger RNA, 331 nt
Organism: Ectocarpus sp. CCAP 1310/34
Lineage: Eukaryota; Phaeophyceae; Ectocarpales; Ectocarpaceae
Source: the annotation of a GenBank genome assembly
AUGCCGAAGAUGAAGGAUUCUCUGGCAGAAUCGCAAGCACUUCGAGAGAAGUUCCAACACGAUCUCGAGUGCAUGCAACAAGAUGCACAACGACGACUUGUGGAAGAAAAGGUCGACAGCACUUCAGACAGCAUUAUGCUGUAGUCGGCAAUCUUCCGUUUUGGUAUAGAGUGGGACAGGGAGGGGGUGAUGCUACUGUAGUCGAACGGUGGGACGGACGUGCAGUUCAGUUUUUGGGCACGCAUACGGUGCUGCAGGGAUUUUUAGGUGUACCUCUUCGGGCUCUUGGAUACCUUUUUCUCGUUUUAUGUGUGCGUGUUCUUUAGAUCCU